AUGGCUGCCAGUGGGCCUGUUACAAACGGAGCUCACASCGAGAGCAAGUCGGUCGAGCUCGCCGUCAAUCUCCCGCAUAGCCCAGGUUUGCGGGUGCAUCUACGGCUCACAGUGCUUGCCAACUCAAUUUUGCUGUUCUUGACGAGCAGCAGUGCAGAUGCUGGCCAGGGCGCCGCAGCUAUGGGUAGCUUUGUCUAUGGGCUCCCGGACAGGUACAAUCCUACACAGCCAAUGAGCACUGCCAUCUAUACCAAUCCCUCCUCGCUUGACUUCUCGACACGUCUGGCCAAAGUACUUGCCCGUCGACUGAACAUGCCCUGUUAUGUUGGCAGCAGUGUCAAUCUCUCUGGUGCGGCUGGAGGCGGAAGCGUAGAUGAGGAAAUGGAGGCCUUCCGAGCCAUCAUAGACGUCGUUACUGCCCAGGUGUCUCGAUGA
Ramularia collo-cygni is the source of this 435-nucleotide messenger RNA. RefSeq lists its product as uncharacterized. Bases 1 to 435 code for a protein of 144 amino acids. Gene Ontology annotation, biological process: proteasome assembly. NCBI's taxonomy places the organism in Eukaryota, Fungi, Ascomycota, Dothideomycetes, Mycosphaerellales, Mycosphaerellaceae. The record is from RefSeq and is a predicted model, not a curated record. The transcript is spliced from 2 exons.